Uranotaenia lowii is the source of this 2463-nucleotide messenger RNA. RefSeq lists its product as uncharacterized. The coding region runs from base 114 to 2324 and encodes 736 amino acids. Gene Ontology annotation, cellular component: extracellular matrix. The record is from RefSeq and is a predicted model, not a curated record. NCBI's taxonomy places the organism in Eukaryota, Metazoa, Arthropoda, Insecta, Diptera, Culicidae. The transcript has 7 exons.
CUGAAAUUCUCGGCCAUUCUAGCCACAGUUCAGCGGUGUCUUUCCUGAAGAAGUAAAGUGUACCUAUUCCGUUUCGUGUUCGCGGUUCUAACAAAAGAGGAAUAUCAAUCAAAAUGGUUUUCAAAUUCGUUGCUGUUUUCGCCUUGCUGACCGUGGCUGCUGCUGAGCUCUACAACCCGAAUCAAUACCAUCAUCAGCAGUAUCAACAACAGUACCAGCAUCAGCCUCAGCCUCAGCUGCAGUAUCAGCAGCAGCACUAUCAGCCCCAAUACCACCAACCUCAAUACCAUCAGCCUCAGUACCACGCUCAGCCAGCCCUGGUCAAAACUGUUCAGCCAGCCAUCGUCAAGACCGUGCAGCCCGCUUUGGUCAAGACCAUCCAGCCAACCCUGGUCAAGACCGUGAAGCACGUCGAAUACGCCGAUACCCCAGCUGAGUACCAGUUCGCUUACGAUGUCCAUGAUCAUCACACCGGAGAUGUCAAGAGUCAGCAGGAAGAACGUCACGGAGACAACGUCAAGGGAGUCUACACGUUGAUCGAUGCCGAUGGUUUCCGUCGUAUUGUCGAAUACACCGCCGAUGAGCACAACGGAUUCAAUGCCGUGGUCCGCCGUGAACCCAUUGAAGGACACAAGAUCGUCAAGGCCGUUGCACCAAUCGCCAAAGUGAUUGCUCCAGUUGCCCCAGUCGCUUAUGCUGCUGCUCCAGCCGUGACCAAGUACAUUGCCCCAGCUGCUCCAGCUCACUACUACCAGCAAGCUCCAACCAAGGUUUACACCGCCCCAAUUGCCAAGGUUGCCGUUCCAGCUGUCACCAAGGUUGCCCUCCCGGUCGCUAAGGUUGCCUAUGCCCCACAGCACGAUACCAUCAACCACGUUCAGUUCAGCGGACACUCUGCUAACUACAACUACUUGAUGCUGGUACUGAGGUUCGUGAUGGCUGUAGUGAACCUGAGGAGCGACGAUCUUCUGGACCGGGCUGUAGACCUUGGCAACUGGAAUAGGGGCGGCAACGACCUUGGCUACUGGAGCAAUGGUUUUGACGAUCUUGUGUCCUUCGAUUGGUUCCCGACGGACGACGGCAUUGAAUCCGUUGUGCUCAUCGGCGGUGUAGUCCACAAUACGACGGUGACCAUCGGCAUCGAUCAGGGUGUACUGCCCCUUGACGUCGUCUCCGUGACGUUCUUCCUGUUGGCUCUUGAUAUCUCCGAGAUCGUCCCAGCGCAGUCAGUCAUCUUAAUAGUGGUAGCUCAGGCUUGGGGCCGAGAAGCUAACAGUGGAAAGGUGGGCAGUUGGGACAGCAACCUUGGCGACCGGGAUGGCAACCUUGGCAACGGGAGCAACGUAGUGGUGAGCAACUGGGACGGCAACCUUGGUCAGAACAGGAGUGACGGUCUUCACGAUCUUGUGUCCCUGGACUGGUUCACGUCGGACGACAGCGUUGAAUCCGUUGUGUUCAUCGGCGGUGUAGUCCACAAUGCGCUUGUAACCAUCGGCAUCGAUCAGGGUGUACUGUCCCUUGACAUCGUCUCCGUGACGUUCUUCCUGUUGGCUCUUGAUGUCUCCGGUGUGAUCAUCAUGCACGGAGUAAGCAAAGUGGUACUCAGCUGGAGCAUCGUGAUGAUCGUCAUGCUUCAGAACAGCCAAUGGGAGGACAGCAGCACUAGCGGCAGCAACCAGGGCGCACAGAGCCAGGAACUGAAAUUUGAAAUCAGGAUUGAAUUCUGUGUUAUCAAACUAGUCUCACAAAACUUCUGCAGCCACCUUAAUGGCCCCCGUCAAGAGAUCGAAAAUACUAACCGGGUACUUGGUGGUCAAAGUUCUCUAUCGAAUGGACACGAACGGAUGGACGGGCGGACAUUCAUGUUAGCCAAAGAUUUAGAGGUGACAACCAGACGCCGCCACCUGCAGCCCGACGGAGCAAUGUCUUUCAAAUUCUUCGCCCUCCUCGCUCUGGUUGCUGCUGCCAGUGCCGUCGUUCUUCCGGUGGCUGUCAAGCAUGUGGAAUACCACGAUGCCCCAGCUGAGUACCACUUCCAGUACUCGGUCCAUGAUGAUCACACCGGAGACAUCAAGAGCCAGCAGGAGGAACGUCAUGGAGACAACGUCGUCGGACAGUACACCUUGAUCGAUGCCGACGGUUACCAGCGCAUUGUCGACUACACCGCCGAUGAGCACAACGGAUUCAACGCCGUCGUCCGACGAGAGCCUCUUGGACACAAGGUCGUCAAGGCCGUCCCAGUUGCCAAGGUCGUUGCUCCAGUCCUGACCAAGGUUGCUGUCCCAGUUGCCAAGGUUGCCUACCCUACCUACUAUCAUCAUUAAGUCAUCACCCAUCCGCCGCAUUGACAUUGCAAACUGUGCCAUAAAUCAUGUUGCUCAUCUCAUGUGUUCUAGCUACAAUUGAAAUGAUAGAAAAAAUAUUUAUUAAACUCAAAUCUUGAUAAACAAGACAAAACUGAAA